Molecule: messenger RNA, 1212 nt
Organism: Porites lobata
Lineage: Eukaryota; Metazoa; Cnidaria; Anthozoa; Scleractinia; Poritidae
Source: the annotation of a GenBank genome assembly
AGUUUGAUUCUGCGAUCAUGCUAUUCUGUAUGAAGAUACCAUCGGCCAUUAUGUUAUGGAUAGUACCGUUGCUGUUGAUCCCUUUGUGUUCGGCUGCGAGUAGUAAAAACAACGGCAGCAAGGUGAGUUUGAUUUGUUAAAUUUCAGAUGAUCCGGACUUUAUUUGAUAUCAGUGAUUAAUCGAGAAAGUUAACGGUCGUUAAAAGUAUUCAAUUGCUAGAAAAAAAUGGAGUAAAAUGGAAAGGACUCAAUGAAAGUAUGUGUCAGAAUGAUUGUCCUAACAUCCGACGACGUUUUCAACUUUUUUUUGUAUAUCUAGACAUGUUUUAUGCUUCACUUUUAAUUAUACAUAUUAAUGGUAGAAUUUAUAAUCGAACUGGACAGUCCCCUAGUCAAAUGAAUGUAAAUGAAAAGGAAAUGAAUAAUUGAGCAAUAAUAAAAUCAGCAUUAGUAGUUGAAUUGUUGCUUAACUGAAUGAACGAAUGAUGGACUUGACAAAUAAGUGAAUUUAGCAGUGAUAGUCAUGUAGUGCCAGUGGCCAAAAGCAGACUCCUUCUCGCGUCUUGUUUUACUGUUCUUAGCUGUCAUUUAUUAUUAUUAAUUAAUAUUUAUCGUCAAUUAUUUAGUUACUUGUUUUUCAAGGGCUAUUCAAGGAACAAACAUACCAAGUGCAUUAACUCCAAAUCAAAGAGAAUAAAUAAUGCAUUGAUCUUUUUCAUUGAUUUCUGCCCUUAAUUUCCUCAACAGAAUUCACAAGAUGGCUCCUGUGGUUACUCUCCGUGUUUCUGCGCACCGGGGAUACCGGGCAUCCCAGGAUACCCAGGACCGGCGGGACCAGCUGGUACAACGGGAUCACCCGGGAAUAACGGACCCGAAGGACCUAUGGGUCCACGAGGAGUCAAAGGCGAUGAAGGACCCCGUGGAAAACAGGGACUUCGAGGCCCCAAGGGAGGAACAGGUUCAACUGGUCCAGCAGGCCCACUCGGAAGCAAGGGUGAUGCAGGUCCCCCUGGCCCCAAGGGACCACAAGGCCCCUCGGGUCAAGCUGGAAAGAAGGGUGAUACAGGUCCUCUUGGAAGUCAAGGUCCCUCAGGUCCUAAGGGGGCUUCAGGGUCUUUUGCACGUAAUUGGAAACAGUGCGUUUUUAAGGGUCUGAGCGAUGGCAGAGACUCUGGAUUGGUCAAGGUAAAAGCUAAGUUGGCCUCAGAAUGA